This is a messenger RNA of Racocetra fulgida, 223 nucleotides long. The record is from the annotation of a GenBank genome assembly. NCBI's taxonomy places the organism in Eukaryota, Fungi, Glomeromycota, Glomeromycetes, Diversisporales, Gigasporaceae.
AUGCAACGUGAAAAUCAAAACAAUAACAGUGAAAUUUUCUCACGACAACGUUGCAAGAUUUUUACGACAACCGUCACGAUGACCGUUGCAAGAUUCUCACGACAACCGUUACAAGAUUUUAACAUGAAAUUUUCUGUUGCAAGAUUUUUACUACAACCGUCGCGACAACGACAAACAUCGCGACGGCAACCAUCACGACGACAACCAUUACAAGAUUUUAACA